UUAAUUUGGGUGAAGUGUUUGCUCUUUUGCCGCACGAGUGAGUGCUGGGCAGUAACGUGAGCCCAGCAGCUCCUUGCUCCGUGGUGGCCGGGCCCGGGCGGUGGGGCUUCCUCGGCGGCGUGACGGAGCGUGUGGGCAGGGGGAUGAUGAGGGGCACCCACCGUGAUGCACCCGAGCCCACAAGGGUCCCCAGGGUGCCGGACUCGAGGCCUGGCUGCUGACGGUGGGAGCUGGGAGCAGGGUGGGCCCCGCCCUUCUGGGCCCAGCGUGUGUGGCCUCCCAAGUGGCGGUGGCAGCGGGGGAGGGGACUGCCCCAGGUGAGUGGCUCCCAGAGCUCCAGAGUCCCCUUCCGACUCGGGGAUAUGUGAUCUAAUCGGGGCGCCGGGAAGUGAAGGUGGUCUGUCCCGUUGGCGUCGGUUGGCGUCUGUGGCCGGGGGCUCCGCGGAGGCUGGCUUAGGCUGCACGCUCAGAGUCGGCGCUCGGCGGGGCCGGCAUGGCCAUCGUCGCUGUGGUCGGUCACUGCUGGUGGCGUUCCAGGCCUCCUCGCUUGGUUCCUUUCAGCCACACUCACUGGGAGGUUCCUUUCCAGCCUCCCAAGGAAGUUCUGGCAACUGAGAGCUGCUGUUAUUGGCGUUCGCGCAUUUCCAUGGUUUUGUUAUCGAACACCUGUGCGUUGGGUUCAGCACAUAAAAGGUGCGGCCAGGCGCACCACCGCCUCCCACCCUGUGCCCUGCAGGCCCUGGCUUGCCUCCCGGAGGCGUCGGCCCCCCGGUUCUGCAGCCUCUCUCUGGGGCUGCUCGUGCGGAUGCAAGCAGCUACCGCCGGGCUGAGGAUGAGCUUUCUGUCGCCGUGCAAUACAACAGAUAUGCUGUGUUUACCAGCCUGGCCUCUAUCAGGAAUACCACCAGCAACUAAAAGGAAAAAUGGGCAGGCAUCGAUGGUAGGUCAAAUAUUUGAAGGAAGUGUGGUUGUGUUUGGAGGGCCUCAAGCGGUGAGUGGAGACCGAGCAGGGGGGCGGGCACGUGUCUCUGUUCGGUCGCCCAGUGCCAGCAGUCAGCUUGAAAGCGGGGUCCAGACCCCUGCCGCUGCACAUCACCAAGGGGAGAAGUUACCGGAACUCAGCUUCUGGAUGUUAGAAGACCCUGGCAUUUUGACACAAAUGCAUUGGUUUGGUAGGUUUGCAAAAGGGCCAUGUAAUGGAAAUCUAAUAGGAGAGGCUGGCGGGACACGUCCUGCAGCCACGUUAAAACAUGAAUUAUGGAUAAGGGAAUGGCGUAAGAAUAGCUGUUGUGACAGCUUCCACUUUUGGCCAGGCACCCUCUUGCCGGACUUGGACAAAACAACUCUGGUUCGAGGGGACGAGAAACUUCUCUCUGUGCUCUGCUCACACGGGCAGGGCACCUAUGCACCUGCCCCUGCCCCACCUGCCUGCCGAGGUGAAGCUGCAGCACUGGGAAUGGCAGUGACUUCCGUGGGCUGACAGGGAGUUAAAAAUACAAGUCGCCUUGGCAAGGGUUUUGCAAACACCUGCUUUGCAAGCUGUCCGCCCACACAGUGACCUUGGGAAGGCCUUGGGGAGGGGAGCCGGAGGAGCCAGGUUUUUUACCUCGACUUCCUAGGGCAUCAGCACUGCCUUUGUCCCUGGGCUCUUCGUGAAUCAGGAGGCAAGUGUACCAGCACGGGCUCAGGUGUGGGUGCUCCUCCUCCUCAUCCGACCCGGUCAGGACGGGACCAAGCUCCUGUCUUCGGCCCCCCAACAGCAAUGAGGGCGAGGCGGUGCUGAGCAGCAGCUUGUGCACCCCCGACCUAGGGUGGGGACAGGGCGGCGUGUGUCCUGGCAGUGGGCGGUGAGAAAAGCCGGGCCGGGCUCAGCGCUCGGGCUGCGGGGAGCGGGGGUGUUCCCUCCCUCCACAGGGAAGAAAAGGCCCUUGGUGCUGAGCUGCGUGGAGAGCCCGCGGCGGGGAGCCCACGGUGAGCAGCCGAGGCUGAAAGCCUGCCCUGCCUGGCGCCUGCUGGAGCCCACGCAGCGGCGACCAGGAACCCCUGGAACCGGUGGUUCUACUCAACGAUGGCCUGUAAAACAAGGUUGCCCUGCCAGCUAAGCGCUCCAGGGGUGGGGGCAGGUACCAUGGUAGGCAGCGGGGGGAGGGCUGGGGAGAGGGAGGGGACAGGGGACUGUCACAGGACACUUGGCCAGGGCAGCAAGUAAUUGAGCAAGAAACAGAUUUAAAAAAUUUAUUAUUUGAACUGACAUUUUAUAAAGUAUAAGCAAAAGGCAGACGAUGUUUUAAGAUACAAGAGCUCUGGUGUUGGGCCCUCUGGCUCCCCCAGUGGCACAGGAGUUUCUUAUCCCUAUGGGGGAGCUGGAGGGGGAAGUCUGGGCAACGGAAGAGCCGAAGAAAAGGAAAUGAUACAUCUGCUCACAACUCCAAACUUGCAAAGAGGCUCCCUCAAACUAGCCAGCAGGGAUUAAGGUAAGGUGGGAUGAACGGAAGGGGUGGACGUGGGCUAAAGGUGUUUUCUAAACUGCUGGGUAAAUGUUGAUUUAUAGAGGAAGAACCCUGCGCUCCUUUCCCCAUCUUCCAGGACGCAGACUUUGCAGCAGAAAACACUGCCUGAGAUUUCAAUCUGGAUCUGAUAAGCCCUCCUUCACAAAACCAGGCAAUUCUCCUUAAUGGGAGACGGUCUAAACAGUUUGGGGAGGUAAGAAAACCCCUAUAAUCGUGACAUUUUACACUGGGCUAGUUGCUGGCAGCGAAUGACAAUCGUUUAAAACUAUUUUUAGUUUGGUAAAAUUUUCUGGGUCUUCAAUUACCUUUAAUGGCCGGAAAGCGUGAACGUGUCUGUAAAAUGAGCAGUGAAAUCAAACUGGAAGGGCCUGCUUCAUAAAAGAAAAAUGUUUUACUUAGUGGUCUGGUUGCAUUAAGGCUGCGAGAGAUGAAAACCUUACAGAGCGAGGUCACGAGGAGGUCAGAGUCCCACAUGACAACAGGAGUAAAUAAAAUACUUCAUCUGCUAACUGCAGACGAGCUUCAUCUGUGAAGUAAUUUGGUUGAAAGGAAGCAGAAGACUGGUCCUGACAAAGCUGCCUGCCAGGGAAGGGGGCACUGCUCGGGGGCUUCAGUGAUGAGCCCCAGUUGCAGCCCUUUCUCUGGUUCCACUGUCCUGUUGAGUUGCAUGUGGGUUUUUAAUGAACAUCUUAAGUGAGCUGAAGACUUCCGCGGACUUCACAGCAUCUCCUACUUCCACAUACUCGUGUAUAGCAGGAAAGCUUCGUUUCUCUCUCAGAUUAGUGUAGGCACCCUGAAAAUCUCAUGUCCAUAAUUACUCCUUUUUCUGUUUCUCACAGCCCCUUGUGCCUUUUUAUUAUUUAUUUAUUUAGCAUCAAGAGUUGUGUAUUUUAGGGGCACCUGGGUGACUCAGUGGGGUGGGUCGUGGGAUCGAGUCCUGUGUUGGGCCCCGUGCUCAGGGGGAAGUUUGCUUAGGACUCUCCCCCUUCCUUCCCCACACUGUCCAAAAAAUGGUCUAUUUUGGCUUUUCAAAAAAAGCUGGUCCAGUGUAAAAUGGGUCAAGUGUGGGGUUUUGGCAUUAUGAUUAACUUUACGAUUUGUUGGUUUUCUGUUCCAUCAAGUUUUUAGCUAAUUCCUUCCUCUGGAGUCACUGUGUGAGGUGACAGCUAUCCAUUUAUCUUUAGCCUGUUUUUCAAGCCAUCCUUCUCUCUGUCCACUCUGGCCUCCCCCUGGGGUUUUGAUAUUCAGUGCUUUCAUGGUCACCCUGAUCCGGGGGGUGGGAGUGGCGUUCACAUCUUCCAUUUUUGUUUUUCACUUUAUCUAAUUUUAUUGUAUUAGGGGGUCACUGAACUUGGCUGGAUGUACCCUUGUGCAAUCUGAGAUUGUUUGUCCUUGUGGUCUUCAGACAGCCAUUUACUGUGCAUGGUCUAUGGAUAUUUAAAAAGGUGUAAAACAUUGAUCUGUUGGAUCAUGCUUGUAAAUUCUAUUAAGUAAAUGCUCUGAAUCCUU
This is a messenger RNA of Canis lupus familiaris (dog), 4019 nucleotides long. RefSeq lists its product as uncharacterized. The record is from RefSeq and is a predicted model, not a curated record. NCBI's taxonomy places the organism in Eukaryota, Metazoa, Chordata, Mammalia, Carnivora, Canidae. The transcript is spliced from 3 exons. The coding region runs from base 494 to 1480 and encodes 328 amino acids.